UAUUGAGGACGUCGACGAUAAGUUUUGUAUCGCACAGGAGAGAUUAUCUGCUACAGACAUCAACACACUUUGCCUUAUUUUUCUACAAACUAAACAGUGAUUUUCACCGAUGUCUUGGCAUUACUAAACUGUACUGAAGAGACCAUGUAUCAGAAACUCUUUGCUUUGGUACUUGUCUGUUAUGUGGCUGAGAUGUCCAUGUCAUCUCAGCUGCAAAGUCAGAGAGAGGACGUGAUGGGGACGUACUUUCUCAUGAACAGGUAUCAGUGUGAACGACUUUGUUGGUACCGGAAACUGUGCAAGACCUAUUCUUACAUCUACAACAGGACCCUGGCCACUGAUGGUAACUGUGUUCUACAUGCUUACAAUAUCACAUCAGACACUACAAGUGGAAUGGCUAAUGAAUGGUUUGAAAGGAGCGCUGACUGGGACAAAACACUCCAAAGCAAUGGAUGUCGAAACCGCUCCUGCGAUGAUACUCAGGUGUGCGUGCCCACCUUUGCAUUUCCAUUCUACAAGUGUCUGCCUUUUGCUGCAGAAUGCCAAGCGCCCUCUCGAGAUGACGGCGUCUACAGCGAUGUGACACUAGUCCAGGGUCAAAGAACAAACUUCACGUGCAAUCCGUCUCUGGUCUGGGCUUCACGUCACGCCGACAAGACGGUCACGUGUCAAGUCAACAGCAAGUACACCGAGCUGCAAGGGACGUGUAAAAACACCACCUACUACUCACCGGUUGUUCCAUUUAACAAGCCAUUGCCAGAUGUCGUCGAAGAAGGAUGGGAGGCCUGCAUCAAGGGCAAAUACAACGGAACUGAAAGGAUGAACUUCAACUUCCAUGACAGUCAAAAUGCCUCAUGUGACGAUAACCGCGGCCCUGGGAGCAUCUACCUUAAUCUUGAUUUCUGUACGGAUUACAGUGAACGUAAUAAUUCAGUCACUGCGUACACAGCCACUUACAGCCUAGGUAAAUGUGACUGGUCACCAAAAAAGGAAAUAGGAGAUCUUCCACUAAAGCCCAAUGACUACUUUGAAAUCACUCUCAGGGUUCUCAUCAACAGUAUAAUGGAGAUUAUGUACAACAAUCGCACGACCCAACAACUCAAUCUCCUGUCAAACAAGAUAAACCUGAAAGGUGCCACCUACCUGGAGAUCAUACGCGACGUUCAACUUUUCUACGUGGAUCUUGGCAGAGGUUGUGACUAACGUUUGAAUCCAGAUUUCAGGACAACGGAUUAUCAAACAUCUUAGAGAAAAGGACAGUCAUUUGCCUGACAAAAAAGAGAUGCAAUUUAAAUUAUCACACUUCACAUUUUGUUAUUCUAGAGCUAUUUUAAAUUUGUUUGUAAGACCAUGAUUUUUUCAAUGUUUCUCAACAUCUUAAGUGAGAAUACUCACUCUGCAGAUUUUUUAUUGAUGCACUGAUAGCUCAUGUUUUUGUCAUUGUAUCAUCUGUUUGCUGACUCUCGUGUUUUUGUUCAACCGACUGUAAAUUUGUGGUCUGAAACUCGUAUCUACACAGAGAAAUGUGCUUUACUAAAUGUUGUAGUCAUUGUAAAGAUUAGGAAAUAACUGCACAAGACACUCGAACGUCCUUUAAUUUCUUUUAUUCUUAAAUCUCUAAACUAAUUGUAAUAUUAUUUCACUGCCUUGUGUAUAGUACGAAAAUGACUACAUGUAAAAAUCAGGAAAUUAUAAAGACAUUGGAAAAAAAUCUAGUUCUUUAAUUAUUUAAGAAAAAAACAUAUUCUGCAAAACUGGUUAAGGGGAAGUAAAUGCUGAGUAAAAAGUUUGUCUGCUGCUUGCCUCCCUUUUCGAAUCCUGCUGGAUGUCUUGCAGAGAGUUUUUUAAAAUGAAGAUAAGGAUGCGACAGGUGAACAAAUAUACUUUCAAUCACAACCAGUCUCCAAGAUUCAAGAUCCUUUUGACAGGUGUUAGCCUGAAGUGACCUAACUGUCACAACACUGACGUGCCCUUCAACACAUUUCAAGUCGGACGUUAACAUGGGAGUGGUUCUCUCAUUCAUGAGAUAUGAGAUACUUGAGGUGUGAUGUUUAUCAACCAAUCUGAUCUUCAUAGUCGAGCCAGAAAGAUAGGGUUAAAAAGUACAAAAUAUUAGUUCGCAAUAAAAUGAUGACAAAAUCUUUAACUUUAAAGAUUGCUUAAAAAAUGAUAAUCACGUUUAGUACGAUACUUUCUCUGGAGCUGUAUUGCCAAGCGGCCAUUGAUGUUUAGUAAAAGGUGUCCAAACUUA
Messenger RNA from Pomacea canaliculata, 2251 nucleotides. RefSeq lists its product as uncharacterized. The coding region runs from base 145 to 1203 and encodes 352 amino acids. The transcript has 6 exons. Gene Ontology annotation, molecular function: carbohydrate binding. The record is from RefSeq and is a predicted model, not a curated record. Lineage: Eukaryota; Metazoa; Mollusca; Gastropoda; Architaenioglossa; Ampullariidae.